Messenger RNA from Penicillium maclennaniae, 1542 nucleotides. RefSeq lists its product as uncharacterized. NCBI's taxonomy places the organism in Eukaryota, Fungi, Ascomycota, Eurotiomycetes, Eurotiales, Aspergillaceae. Gene Ontology annotation, cellular component: nucleolus; TRAMP complex. Gene Ontology annotation, biological process: RNA 3'-end processing. The transcript is spliced from 2 exons. The record is from RefSeq and is a predicted model, not a curated record. The coding region runs from base 1 to 1542 and encodes 513 amino acids. Gene Ontology annotation, molecular function: mRNA binding; poly(A) RNA polymerase activity.
AUGCGCAAAUGCGCCAAAUGCGCUCAAGAUAUGCUGCCUCAGGCCACAACGCUUAUUGCGGAUUCCACCAGUGACAGAGCUCGUUCCUCUGUCAUCUUCGCGCUAUGCCGCGUCUCCCCUGCCACGAAAUCGCCCAUCGCUCGUCGAACCGAGCUAGCCUUAUCCGCAAGGUGUACUCUCGUGAUCCUUCGCCCGGGCUCUUUCGACCUUGUAUCCCCCCCCGAAAACCGUGCAGGCUACCAGCCGCCGGCACCUCCACCUCCACCUCCACCACUGGCACCGGCACCGGCACCGGCACCAACAAUCAUAUCCAACGAUGGCGUGAAGGGCAUAUCAGAGAAGCUCCAAUCAAAGGCUGAUCAACUUAGUGGAAUCUGCCGCGCAGACUCCUCGGUAUAUGACUCGUUCGGACAACAGCCAUGGUUGAAAUACAUGCAGCCGUUCGAGGCCACUGGCGAUGCUUAUGCGUAUCUGGAUGCGGAGAUUCGGGCUUUAAACUCUUACCUGUCCUCGAGCUCCGAAGAGCAAAAACAGACUGAGCGACUUUAUGAAGAGCUUGAUUCACUACUUUUAGCAAUAUGUUCAUCUCCGCCGAAGCGCAUUGGGCUCCGUUCGAUUGGGCUAGCGCCGGCACAUUCGGCCAUCCAACUCAUGUUGCCGUUCCGGGACACACAACGAUCUCCAGACCAGAUUCGAAAACCAAGUGCUUCCCGACCACAGAUUCGACGGGCUCACAUGGGCCUUCUCGGAAUUGUGAAGUCCGCCUUGAUGAAUAGUUCGGCCUUCGAGAAUGUUACCUUAAUAAAAUACGGUCCUUGUCUAGAGGCUCGGCAUAAGUCCACAGGCUUGAAGGUGCGAAUCACCUGCGGGGAACAGUCUCCAGCCAUCUUUGAAUACCUGCAGGAUUAUUUGAACGAGUAUCCUGCUCUUCCGCCUCUGUUCCGAGCAAGCCAGGCGCUAAUAGAAGCAUGCUGUACCCCAUUCAACCAUAUGCACAUUGAUAGCAAUGCCUUGGUAUUGUUGCUUGUCGCUUUUCUCAAAAUGAAUCAUGGCCGUUUCACAGGCCCUCGUACCCUCGGGCACCAGUGGAUGGCUUUUUUGAAGCUCUAUGGGUCGGGUGUUGACCUUAGCUCCGUUGGAGUUGCACUGGACCCUCCAAGCUUCUUUGGAAAUGGGGUGCUGAGCGCAAAUGACCACGCGGAUGCUGAACUCGCAUACUUGCGCGGCCAACGUUCUCUUAUGCGUGCUAAGCUCACCGCUAAAGCGCAGGGAAAUCUACAACUGGGCCAAAGCCUUUGCAUCCAGGAUCCAACUCACUUCAUGCAGGACUUGGGUCGCUCAUCCACACGCAUAAAAGAGGUGCAAAGUGAGCUGAAGGCUGCCCAUGAGCGGAUUUCUAAAGUAUGUGAACAGUGGGAGGGACCGAGUGACGAUGCUUCAAUCCUGGCAGCGGCUCUACGGGCGAGUUUUGAAGGCUUCGAAAAAAGGCGGAGGCAGACCACCCAUGGCCCCUGGGCCGACGCGGAAGCGGCUGAUCAGUGA